AUGUCGCAGAGCCGGCCGGCUAAGUCGUCCCAUUCGAAGGAGAGUGAGGACCUCGUCACGAAGGCACACCUCGAGCAGCUCAAACCGGAGAACUCGGCGGCGUUUGCCUUCAAGUACUUUGACGAGCUCUCGAGCCACGAGAACCCGAUAUUGACGGCGGAGUACAAGCAGUUGCCUGACGACUCGCAGUUCAUCGACAAGCACUACGACGAGUUGGUAAAGUACAGAGACCUCAUCUGCGGCGUUGGCGGCCAGUUCGGGGAGAUAUCGGGCGUGCCGGAGCUCUUUUUGCGUUUGAGCAAGGUCCACCCGAAACACGUGGUGGCUUCUACAGACGGACCGGAACAGACGGAGACACAGGCCAUUCAGGGCCCAGCCAAGGAGAUGAAGGACUCGUUCCUCAAGAUGCAGGUGGACCAGUUCGACCAGUUUGUCAUCGACCUUAUGAACGCGCUGAGGCUCAACGGCGGCCACCUCUUUGUCCUCGACUUGCUCAUCUACAACAACCAGGUGUUUGACCACUGCGAGCGCACCCACCACACCGUCUAG
Molecule: messenger RNA, 549 nt
Organism: Pichia membranifaciens NRRL Y-2026
Lineage: Eukaryota; Fungi; Ascomycota; Pichiomycetes; Pichiales; Pichiaceae
Exons: 1
Coding region: 1-549 (182 amino acids)
Source: RefSeq, a predicted model, not a curated record